Messenger RNA from Toxorhynchites rutilus septentrionalis, 1119 nucleotides. RefSeq names its product antigen 5 like allergen Cul n 1-like. The transcript has 3 exons. The record is from RefSeq and is a predicted model, not a curated record. Lineage: Eukaryota; Metazoa; Arthropoda; Insecta; Diptera; Culicidae. Bases 13 to 825 code for a protein of 270 amino acids.
UAAAGUGCACCUAUGCUGUCAAUCAGUCUCGCGAUGUACACCCAAUCGGACCGCUAUCGUUGCUGUUUAGUGCCCUUAAUAUGUGUGACAAUUUUAGUGAUGCUAAUGGGUGCUACUUUAGCACAAACAAGUAAAACAUUCGAUUAUUGUAACGCUCGUUUAUGUUCGGGGAAGGUACGCCAUGUGGCUUGCAAUGGAUUCAAAUUCGGACGAAACUGCAGCAGACCCAUGCUCAUCAGAAUGAUACCGAAGUACUCAAACUUGAUUCUGGACUAUCAUAAUUCGAAACGGGACCAGCUUGCUUGUGGCUCCAUGCGACGAUUUGCGGGCGCAAGUGCAAUGCGAAAAUUGAACUGGAGUGACGAAUUAGCCCGCCUGGCGGAAUACAAUGCCAAGAGUUGCACCUUUGCGCACGACGAUUGCCAUAAUACUGUCAAAUAUCGUUAUACCGGACAAAAUAUAGCCAUGAAGUGGUUCCACGGUUUAAAUUAUACGGGGAUUCAAAUUGUGCGUGAUCUAUUGCGGAAAUGGUACCUGGAGCACAAAUUAACCAAACAGCGAGACGUAGAUCGCUUUGUGUUCAGUCCCUUGAGCUAUCAAAUUGGUCAUUUCACUCAGAUGGUUCACGCUGACACGACUGAAAUCGGAUGCGCUCUAGUUCGUUUUUCGAAGAAUAAAAAGAAUGUUGAUUACGUACAUUACUAUCUGGUGUGUAACUACUCCGAGGGAAACAUCGAGGAGCAGCCGGUCUAUCGAAAAGGCAGAUCGUGCAGCAAGUGCAAGCAUGGCUGCAACAGGGGCAAAUAUCGCUGCUUGUGUCGUUGAUUCGAGAUCUAACAAAGUCCACACUUAUCUAUAUUUAUCAUCAGUCUCAGAGAUAUUGCAACUUUCGACAAUUUGUAUAUAAUAUAUAAAUAUUAAAAUCAGCAAUGUCAAUGUCUUUAUUAGCGGAUCGUGCAUGUGUUCAUAUUUAAGAACCGAUAGAACCGUUCACCAUAAAAUGAAAUGAUUAACCAGGAGAUAUCCAGCUAGUUCGCAACGCUCAAUAAAUAUAGAACUCAAAGAGCCUGGCCGGGUAGGUAAGGCAGUAAAAAGUGCCCCCAAACCAUAUCACCAGCU